AUGGAUGCGAUAUAUUGCGCAGGUGCUGCUGCUCUACUGACGGUGCUUCAGGGUGCAUGGUUAAGAACACAAACUGGAGCCCAUACAUCAGAGCAACUCGACCAUAGAAACAUUGUUCAUGACUCUCUUGUCAUGUUUUUCAUCCUUUAUCUGCUGACCAAAAUCUAUCGCGUCUUUUUGUAUCAUAGAUACUUCUCACCACUUCGCCACUUGCCCACCCCCGAGGGAAACCACUUUCUAUUUGGCCAGGCUUUGAAUCUGAUCCAUGCCGAGUCCCCGGCAGCAUUAUACGUUCAAUGGAUGAAACAAUUUCCCGAUGCACCAGUUAUUCGGUUUCUCACAUUCGCGAACACCGAGAUACUCCUUCCCAACAGCCCUAAUGCACACAAGGACAUAUUUCAGACACACUGUUAUACUUUUCGGAAACCAGACCGAUGGCUGCGUAUGACGAGAGACUUUAUAGGCGAAGGGAUAGCAACCUUGGAAGGCGAAGAACACCGAGCGUCUCGAAAGAUGCUUACUAGCUCCUUCUCCUUUAGCAGCAUCAAGAGGCUAGAGCCAGUUUUCAUAUCAAAAGCCCGAGAAGUGUGCUCGUUGAUCGAUCAUGCCAUUGAAUCAUCAUCAGACAGUGGUACUGGUAUGAUAGAUUGCACUGAUACGUUUUCAAAGGCAACUUUGAGCAUCAUGGGUGUCACAAGCUUUGGCAUUGAGCUAGACUAUUUGGCAUCGAAUGCCACAGCGACUAGGACUACUGCUACCACUCCAUCAGAUUACUCUUUCCACCAGGCGUACACCACAAUCUUUGGGCCUGAUCUGACGGGAAAAAUCCUCAUGUUUGGUAGCAUGUUCUUUCCCACCCGUUGGCUGCCUAUCAAAGCGAAUCGUGAAUACAAGUUAGCAAAGCGAUGGUUGCAAACGGUCCUUCGCGAGUUGAUACAACAGCGACAGUCGACUAUUCGGGAUGCCUUCUCCAAGGGUAUUCAUAAGAAGGACGACUUCAAAGAUUUACUGUCAUUCAUCAUUGAGGAAAGUAUGCCGGGCGGUUCUGCCGAGGGCAUUCCGUCCACGCAUAUAACCGGCCAUCUCCUUCAGUUCCUCGGCGCAGGUCACGACACAUCGGCAAACUGCCUGUCGUGGAGUAUGUACACCUUGGCAUCCCAUCAAGAUAUUCAACACGAGCUACGCGAAGAAAUCAACCGUAUCAUCGGCAAAAGACCAAGUCCAUCAUUCGCCGACUUGGAUAGUCUGCAUUACCUAAAUAACUUUGUCAGGGAGGCUCUGCGCUUAUACCCUCCAGCAACCAUUAUAUACCGCCAUGCAGGCGGCGAUGUCAUAGUCGAUGGAAUACAUAUUCCUAAAGACUCUUCCUUCGAGAUUGUCGCAGCCGUCACGUCUUUGAAUCCCCUCAUCUGGGGUGAAGAUGCGGAAACAUUCAACCCAGAUCGCUGGGAUAAUCUGACCGAGGAGCAAUCAUCACCUUACGCUUUCGCAACAUUCUCUAAUGGUCCUCGCAUCUGCAUCGGUCGUCAAUUUGCCCUUUAUGAGAUUAAAACUAUUCUCGUGGAGAUUAUUCGCAACUUUCGUGUCUUGCGCGAUGUGAGCCCAUUCACCAUUGAGAAUCCAGGCUUGACUGUGCGACCGCGCGAUAUGAAGGUCCACUUGGAACGGUUGGAAUGA
Messenger RNA from Pestalotiopsis fici W106-1, 1677 nucleotides. RefSeq lists its product as uncharacterized. The transcript has 5 exons. NCBI's taxonomy places the organism in Eukaryota, Fungi, Ascomycota, Sordariomycetes, Amphisphaeriales, Sporocadaceae. The record is from RefSeq and is a predicted model, not a curated record. Gene Ontology annotation, molecular function: heme binding; oxidoreductase activity, acting on paired donors, with incorporation or reduction of molecular oxygen; iron ion binding. Bases 1 to 1677 code for a protein of 558 amino acids.